GCCAUUGUACUGUGCAUGUGUGUCAUGCUAACCUAUUGACAAUAUGCGUAAUAUACAUGUAUGUGGUUUAGUGCUUUCAGUGUGUGCUCUUUUUAAAAGCAACUUCAUACAGGGAAACCACAUGUCCACAUGCUUUGUAGUUCUGUAGCACAGUAUCAAUUGCACACUUUCCUGUGUUAUGUUACACAUGUAUCACUCUAUGAGCUUGUACUGACACGACUGAACAUUACGCGGGCUCGGUGCCAUUUGUCCACCAUUGAUUCAUGACUCGAUGCGAUUGGUUGCCUGACACGUUACAUACAUGUACUUACUGAGGAUGUAUUGGAUCAUGAUCAUCAUCAUGGGUCAAGCUCGUUGCCAUGUGAACAUGUGUCCACCUUUUAUGACUCAGUGCUGAUGGCUAUAGGCUGCCUUGCACAUUACAUGUAUCAGUGACUUAGUAUUACUGAAGAUUACAUGUGUUGGAUCUUGAUCAUCAUGACAUGGGUCAAGCUGUGACAGUAUUUCCAUGGAUUUGAAAGCCUGCCGUUAUUUGGAAUAGACCUUUGUGUGAUCUUUGUACUAUUGCCAACAGUGGAGUGUGGAUUAUACGAUACAACUACAUUCCGGAAAGCAAGGAAUUGUUGCAGCCGCAAUUGCAUGUAGCUCAAACCAUGCCCAGUCACAGUGUUGCCUUCAUUCGUACUAAUCCUACCGAUUUGAAGCUGUGUGAUAAUUCUGCAUGCAGUUUGAGUUUAUUUUUUGUUGAGCAACUUUUGCCCUGAACUUGGACAUGUUGGAUUGUGAAACAGUUAUACAGUAUCUAUGAAAUCGUAGAGGUCGCUACAUUAUUCGCACAACUUUUCAGCUAACUGUAGAUUAUGGAUAUUGCAACUGUUGAUGGAUGUCCAACCAUGUUUAGCUUCAUGUUUCCACUCGCCACAAAGGAUUUUCAAAGGGGGAGAUGACCACUGCUCCACGAGAAGUCCAGGACGGAACUAGAAGUGGAGUCCAUAUUUCCCAGUGAGAACCUGAAAUGGCCAAUGUAUGAUAGAGUGGUUGCAGGAGUUGCAGAAGACAGUGGUCAACGGCUCAGAAGAAGUCCUGCAAUGUUUUAUCUCCUUGACCAUCCAGUUUAACCCCUUGAAUUCAGUAUGGCCUUAACGCACACUCUUGUAGCAGUUGAUGGUGACGGUCAAGACCGUGUCUGUGGUUAUGUGGUCAGUUCACCGAAAGAUGAGCAGAAAGAAGAAUAUCUUUUGGCAGUUCCAGAUGAUCCAAGGUUCUUGGACCAGCUGAACUCGACUCUGCCUCCCCAGACGGGGACGGACCAUCUAUCUGUCCACAACAUGCCCAGCUCCACGGGAUACCCAUCGGCCACGGAACCUGCUACCUCCCCUCCUCCCCAGUCCUUCUCUCCUCCUCCAAACAAUCUACAGCUACCCUCAAAUGUGGAGUAUCCUGGCCCUUAUGAUUUCCAGAUCAAUCUCGGUCAACCCACAUCCCAGGCAGCGAAAAGUGUGUCGUGGACUUACAGCCCAACUCUCAAGAAGUUAUUCGUGGACAGGGACAAACCCUGUCCAAUCCAAUUCAAGACCACCGCGGCGCCUCCUGCUAACUGCUACAUCAGAGUUCUACCCAUUUUCAAGCAGGCUGAGAACCUAGCUGAAGUGGUCUCGCGGUGCCCUAAUCAUGUCGGUCCACCCGAUGAAAAUUCUUCAAACCAUUUGGUUCUAUGUAGCGACCCUAACACAAUGUACUUCACUGAUCAACAGAGUUCACGGUACAGCCUUUUAGUCCCUUAUACUGUUCCCCAGGUUGGUACGGAAUUCUCAAAGUACCUGUUCACCUUUAAAUGCUUUAUCUCGUGCGUCGGUGGCCUGAACAGGAGGAAGAUUCAACUCGUCUUCACCCUAGAAUCAGAUACGGGGAGUAUAUUGGGCCGACAGAUUUUGGACGUGAGGGUGUGCGCCUGUCCUGGUAGGGAUCGGAAGUCAGAGGAGAAAUCCUUCGAGAAGAAUAAAGCGCCCCAAAAGAAACCCCUAAAGAGAGGUCCCAGCAAGGUCACUUCGGUAGUGGGCGUGACGUCCUUCUCCAAAAAGGCAAAAAAGGAUGAAGAAACCUUUCUCAUUGAGGUCCAAGGUAGAGAGAAGUACGAGAUCUUGAUGAAGAUCAAGGAGAGCUUGGACCUAAUGGAACUGGUUGCUCCAAAUCAGAUAAAUCAGUACAGACAACAACAGACUCAGCAGCAGAUGAAAUUGAACAACCAUCUGCCUAAUGGUGUACCAAACCUACCACGGGUCAGCUCCUUCCAGUCCACACCGCCAGCGUCCACCUCCCAGGCGACCACCUUCAACACCGCCCUCGCUGUCAACAACACCCCUCCGCCCACCAAUCACGCGUCCCCUCCGCUGCUGAAUCACACCAACUCAUACCCCCAGCAGCAGCAGCAACAGGCCAUUCAACAACCGUUCAGAAACCUCGAACCUUAUCCUCCAUCCACCUCCACGGGACUUGCACGCAGGGACACCAUGCCAUGCAAAGAUGAAGCUGAUGGACCUAACGCAAUGGAUGUUGAUGCCAUACCUUGUAGUCAAGGGUUCCCUGUUACCAGGAACUUGGAUCUGACUCCGCCCACUUGCCAAGCGCAACAGAACAUUAGCCCAAAUCAAGAUCCCUCUAUUUAUAGCUUCCUGAAGAGACUUGGUAUGAAGCAGCAUACAGAUAUCUUCAACCAGAAAGGCGUUCAUACUGUCGACCAACUGGAUGAGAUUAAUAUGGAGGACUUGUCAAGCAUACCCCAUCAGCAACGAGAAUCUCUCUGGAAGGCUAUUCUUGACAUCAAGAGCGGGCUGCAGCUGAGUCACACUCAGACAAUGAACAGAGGAAGCAGCUGUGCCUCCACGAUGAGCAUUCAUUCAAGCGGAGGGUCGGCCGGUGGAAACCAGGUUUAUCGCGCCACUCGCUUUACCUUGAAACAAACUCUAUCAUUCAAAGUAGAGAAAGACGAUGACUAAGUUCUUGAAGGCUGUCUUGGAAGGUUGUUCUUGAGGCGUGUGAUGGCCGCAGAUGUACCCCUUCAGAAUGCUGUUUAUGCUGGUGGAAGCAUGAAGAAUGGCAGAGCUCGAGAAUGUGAUGAGUUCCAAAAUAGCAAGACUGUCAGAGAAGGUCAUUCUCAAGUUUGCUGGAUAGCAGGAGAUAAUGUCACCUUCACGGGAGUAGGUGAGAUGGUGAUCUGUAUGAAAGAGUCCAAUAUUUUUCACCAGCUUUUGUUUGAUGAUGAAGAAUGGGCACACUGCCGUGGCACUGACAUGACUUUGUUCAAACCGUAGGACAUAAAGUGAUACAAAGAAAGAUUAUGGUAGCACGAUUGUAAAACGUUAGUGCCUGCAAAUGUUGGUGGCCAUGGUUUGUGUGAUAGAGGCUAUUGUUCAAGAAGUGACUGAAUGUUGAACUUAAACUCGGCAUAAAUUUGGGAGAUAGUGCUCGAGAUACUGAACAGCUGCAUGCCAUGCCACGGAUGCAGCUGUUGACUGUACAGAAUUCAUUUAGAAUGUUCUACCCAAAGGAGCUGAUGAGCCGUACAAUUUCCACUCGGACAUAUCUCAUCCAAGUCAACAUGACAUGUGAAUCAACUCUGCUGAGAGUGACUGGAAUCCAAGAUGGGAGAGGAUCAAGAACAGGAGAUACAGUGGCUUUCAAGAUGUGGCACAGCUUGGUCAAUACAAAUCUAAAAGACACUCUAAUCUCUACUGAGUGAACUUCAGAACAGUGCCUAGCUUCAGCUCCUUUCUCAGUCACAAUCUGUGUUGCCAAGGAUCCCUUCCAGGAUGUCACUGUGAAGUUUCCUCGGUGGAGGAUGUUGUGGUUCUAGAUCCAGAGAGGCUGAUGAGACGAUGAUGGCCUUGAAACAUUCGUCCCGAGACGCCUGUCCAGCGAGGGUGCAUGGAAGGGGAUUUAUAUCCAGGUGGUGGCCAGGAGUCUGCAUCUGCAAGUUCUUGUGAAACAUUGCUCAAGUUCAGGACCAGAGACUCUUUUGAUCCUUCUUAUCUAUCAGGAAACCUAUCGUUCAAUUGCAAGAAGGAACAGUUAUAUUAUUAGCGUUCAGUUGCAAGAAGGAACUCUGAUCCAAACCUAGCGUUCGGUUGGAAGAAGAAACUCUGAUCCAAACCCAGCGUUCCUUUGGAAGAAGGAACUCUGAUCCACAUCUAGCAUUCAGUUGCAAGAAGGAACAGUUGUAUCAUUAGAGUGGAUAUUUUUUUUGUUGAUGACAUCAGAGGCGUGCUCAAAUGAAAAAUUCAUUUGAGAGUACAUAUAAUCAUCAGUAUGUCACUGAGAUUACACCCUUAACAUGCGACACCAGUUGAAAGAGGACAGGGUUGUUUCGAAUGUAUUCUUUAGAUUGUAUUUCUUGGAAGUUAUAUCUUCUGAAGUGAUUGUGCAGCACACUGCCGCUGUGUCGAGUCGAAAGUGUUGACUAGUUUACGGUCUUGCAUUUCAAAAGAGAGCAUUUUAUAUCUGAGCGGAAUGAUGCCGUCAUGAAGCGUACCAUGUGUGUGAGGAAAGCAUCGUUGACUUGCUAGGCUGUGGUGUAUAUUAGUUAUGGGUUGUUUUUUUCUAUUGAUAAGACUAAUGUUCAUGUCCGCUCUGAUCACAGUUUAAUGUCAGAAGAGUUUCCAACAAUUUAGAAAGUUGCACUCAAUGUGCUUUUCUGUAAUUCAAAAAUUAUUGAAAAUUAACAAAGAGAACAGAACAUUGACAGAAUGAGAUCAAUUAAAAUUAUAGUGAAAUUUGACAAACAGUAAGAAAAUAUUUGACCUAUGUAAGGUAGACUUUUUCAGGGUCGACUACAUGUAUGAAAAUAAUAACAGUAUCAUGUUAAGCAGGGCCCACUGGGAGAACAGUUUUCAGAACUUAAGUGGCUACCCUGGGUAAAAUAUGAAAUUAUUAUUAUUAUUAAAAUAAAGAGCAACUUGCUUUCAUAAUGAUGUCAAAUUCCACACAUUAACGGAAUGACUAACUUCAACCCUGGAUUUAACACUAAACCUAACCUAAAACCCUAUUCCAACCCUAUUCUAAUCCUAACCCUACAUCUUAGAUGAAAUAAAGCCUGGAGUAAAUGUGUCACCGUAUUUUUAGCAAAUCAUAAUCAAGAAAAGUAAGGGAUUGAAAGCUUAUAAUUGAGUAAUGUAAAUGUCCUGUGAUUUUCAAAAACAUUAGGCUUAGAGACUUGUUUGUAUUGUUUUAAAAUGGUUUUCUUCCUUGUUCUUUAGGAAAAUAAUCUGAAAUUAUUGUUGCUGAAAUUACAAAUGUUAAAGUUUUUAUGAAAUGCUGCACUGGUGCAUGAUAAAGGGAAAGACACUCAUAAAGAAAUUGAGGUACACUGAUUUCAAAAUAUUUGAUCUUAGUAAUAGCUACCUGCAUGGCUUUUUACAUUGUGAGCAGAUCUUUGGGGUAAUUCUGCACCGCUUCCAAUUAUGAAUCUAUACACCAGAUUUUUACUUUUUUACCACCCGAGUAUGAUCAGAUUUUCGAACAGAAAAUGACAGGUGGAAGUUGAAUAUUCAUAUCAAAUGCUUUGUUCAUCUAUUUCUCAUACCAGGGGGGUGUUUCACAAAGAUUUAAGUAUGACUUGGAGUCGCACUUAAAUACCAAGUUGCCUACGGUAUGAAAGGCUUGACCGCAUUGGUCAGAUCGUGUCAUGAGGACGCGCACUACUGCAUGUCUAUCGAUAAGAUCGCGCGUUCCAUAUCAUGUACGUGUAGGCAUUUAAGUGCGACUUAAGUCAUACUAAAAUCUUUGUGAAACACCCCCCUGAUUGUGGUCCAUAUGCAAAUCCAGGGGAGGGGUGCUUGUCCAGGAUAUUUUUUUUUGGGGGGGGUACUCGUCAACAUUUUUUUGAAAGAAUGUGCCCCCUUUUGGAUAAAUUCUGGAUCUGCCCCCUUUGUUUAAGUGACUGGUUCAGUGAAACCGGCCCAUUGUUAUUCAGAACACUGAUUACAUAAUUUGUUGGCAUCUUAAGGCCACCACACACCUUAGGACUGGUCCACGAUCCGAUUUUGGAACAAAUCGCAUUUUGCUCAUUUUCUGAAAAUGUGAAUGAAGUUCUCUUUAUUUGAGGUUCAAAUUAACUGAAAGAAUACUAGCAAAAUAAUUUUGGAAAAUUGCAAGCCUUUACUUCGGAGUAAAGGCCAAAUUACUUUAAAAUCGUACCAUUGCUAUGACGUCAUUACGACAAGAUGAUAGCAUAGUCACAAAAUUGAACAUAGAUAUGCAUAUGGUGAAUUAGAACAUUGGAUAGUACAUUCCAUUUCUAAAAAAUCAGCAUCGAAUUCUCCUAGGUUUUAUUCCCAAAUCGGUUUGCGGACCAGUCGAAAGGUGUGCGGUGGCCUUAAUAAUCAUCCUUUUGUUGAGUUAUCUUGUUUCAAAGCGGUACUGUAAAUAGAGUAUAUUUGUAUAUAUAUUUGAUCGCAAUCAUUUUAUACAACAUCCAUGUGACCCUAAAACAGGUAUUAUUGAUGAAAAUAAAGCAAGAAGUGUUGUGUUAAACACAA
Molecule: messenger RNA, 6533 nt
Organism: Lytechinus pictus (painted urchin)
Lineage: Eukaryota; Metazoa; Echinodermata; Echinoidea; Temnopleuroida; Toxopneustidae
Product: cellular tumor antigen p53-like
Exons: 12
Coding region: 1134-2996 (620 amino acids)
Biological process (GO): protein tetramerization; apoptotic process; regulation of transcription by RNA polymerase II
Cellular component (GO): nucleus
Molecular function (GO): RNA polymerase II cis-regulatory region sequence-specific DNA binding; DNA-binding transcription factor activity, RNA polymerase II-specific; protein binding
Source: RefSeq, a predicted model, not a curated record